AUGGCCGAACCCUCAAACAAAACCCAGCGACAAGACUGGAUCGACCUCCCUGAAGAAAUCACAGCUUCUAUACUGUCACGGCUGGGAGCCAUCGAGAUCCUGGUGACCGCUGUGUACGUGUGUACGACAUGGCGCAGAAUCUGCAUGGACCCUAGAAACUGGCUCACCAUCGACAUGCGCGACGAUUCGCUUUAUGGCAAGUCGUCCUCCUCGCGGUACCAGAUGGACAUGUUGUGUAGGAAAGCCGUUGAUCUUAGCUGUGGCAACCUCGUGGGGAUCAGUGUUCACAACUUCGGCUCCGACGAUCUCCUUAAGCAUAUCACUGACAGUUGUAGGGGAAUCAAACGGCUCUGUUUUGUGUUGUCUAACAUAACAACUAAUGGACUGAUUGAAGCAGCUCCAAAGCUGCCGCUGUUGGAGGAACUUGAACUUUCACACUGCAACUACAGACUCGAUAUUCCUCCCUUCGAACACACACGACAUGCCAAUGUUGAAGUGAUUGGCCGUUGUUGCCCUCGUUUGAAAUCAUUGAAAUUGAACAAGUACAACACUAAAUGGUUUUUUCUUGGGUGGGAUGGCGAUGCACAUGCUGUAGCAGAAACAAUGCAUGGUUUACACCACCUUCAGCUUUUCGGAAAUAAGCUCACUAGCAAGGACUUGCGCGCCAUUCUUGAUGGCUGUCCGCUGCUUGAGACACUUGAUCUGCGACAUUGUUGGCAUAUUAAUCUGGGUCGGGAUCGCUCCGGCCAUUUUGGUCUCGAACUGGAUGAAGAAUUAAAAACAAGAUGCCUUGAUGGUAUUAAAAACUUGCGGCUUCCUCAUGAUUCUAAACAUGACUAUGAACGUCUUGCCGCACGAAAAUUUGUCGACAACGAGUUCGUGGAGGAAUCUAUGGACUGGGAAUUCUAA
Fragaria vesca subsp. vesca is the source of this 909-nucleotide messenger RNA. Its product is annotated as putative F-box/LRR-repeat protein 23-like. NCBI's taxonomy places the organism in Eukaryota, Viridiplantae, Streptophyta, Magnoliopsida, Rosales, Rosaceae. The record is from RefSeq and is a predicted model, not a curated record. The coding region runs from base 1 to 909 and encodes 302 amino acids. Gene Ontology annotation, molecular function: protein binding. The transcript is spliced from 2 exons.